Molecule: messenger RNA, 1680 nt
Organism: Rhinocladiella mackenziei CBS 650.93
Lineage: Eukaryota; Fungi; Ascomycota; Eurotiomycetes; Chaetothyriales; Herpotrichiellaceae
Exons: 2
Coding region: 1-1680 (559 amino acids)
Biological process (GO): transmembrane transport
Molecular function (GO): transmembrane transporter activity
Source: RefSeq, a predicted model, not a curated record
AUGGAUGAUAAGAAAACUCCUCAAGAACUAGAUGCCAUUACUCCGGCCUCCCAAGAUGUGCCCAUUGAGCAAAGCCCCAAUGUGCUUUCCCUCGAGGAACCAGGCUCACCGCAGCAGAUCAAAACUCGAAGUAACUUCCGAGUCACCAUGAUUCUUAUUGCUCUGUAUCUGUCGCUCUUUGUCGCAGCCCUGGACGCCACCAUCGUGGCAACUGCUGUCCCCAAGAUCACUGCCGAGCUCCAUUCGGCCGCUGGUUAUAUCUGGAUUGGAGGAGCCUAUCUGAUCGCGAAUGCUGCUGCUGCUCCCAUCUGGGUCAAAUUGUCCGACAUCUGGGGCCGCAAGCCGAUUUUCCUGGCAGCUGUCGUGGUGUUCUUUGCCAGCUCCGUCAUCUGCGCCGCCGCCAUGAACAUGCAAAUGCUGAUCGUUGGCCGCAGUAUUCAAGGUGCUGCGGGCGGAGGUUUGAUCUGCAUGGUCAAUGUUGCUAUCUCGGAUCUCUUCAGUGUCCGGGAACGAAGCUUGUGGCUCGGCUUGUGUGAAGGCAUUUGGGCUCUCAGCGGUGCCGUCGGUCCUUUACUGGGAGGCGCGUUUGCCCAAGGAGUCAGCUGGCGAUGGUGUUUUUAUUGCAACCUGCCUAUCGCUGGUACUGCAUUCUUGCUUCUAGUCCCUUUCCUGGACGUCCACAACCCUCGAACACCAGUUCUUGAAGGCGUCAAGGCCAUCGACUGGUUUGGAUGUACUUCGAUCUUGGGAGUGACAGUCAUGUUACUGCUGGGGCUUGAUCUGGGCGGAUCGGUCUACCCUUGGGGCUCCGCAAAGGUCGUCUGUCUGAUUGUCUUCGGCGCCUUGAUGGUUCUUGUCUUCAUUUACAGCGAGAAGAAAUUGGCCAAGCAUCCGGUCAUACCGUUGUCCUUGUUUGGUACGAGAAAUGUUGCCACCCUUGUUGUGACGUUCUUUCAUGGACUGGUGUUCAUUGCCGCCGAAUAUUAUCUUCCUCUUUACUUUCAAAGCGUAAAGGAAUCUUCGCCGCUUCGGUCUGGUGUACUAUUGGUGCCCCUGAUUGUUGCUACUGCUACUACUGGUGUUCUCAACGGCGUCAUCAUACACCGGACCGGACAAUACAGACCUUCGAUGUGGCUCGGAACCUGUUUGAUGACCCUAGGAACCGGUCUCUACAUCAUGCUUGACGCCAAUACCUCCAUUGGAACCAUCAUCGGUUUCGAAAUCGUCGAAGGGAUUGGCUCAGGUCUCUUAUUCGAGCCCCCUCUAAUCGCAAUUCAACAAGGUGUGGAUCAAGACGAUGUCGGCACAGCUACUUCGACGCAAAGUUUCAUUCGAAGUCUGGCACUUUCUCUGGGUGUCAUUGUGGGUGGCAUUGUCUUCCAGCAAAGCAUGGACCUUCGACGUUCCAUACUAAUUGAAAAUGGGCUCCCAGCUCCUAUUGUGGAAGAUCUCUCUGGAAAGAAUGCCGGUGCCAAUGUUAUGGUGGGACCGACGCUGCCACCAGCACAGGAACUCGUUGUCAAAGAAGCUUUUUCCUGGAGCAUUAGAAACAUGUUUAUCAUGUUCACAUGCCUAAGCUUCCUAGCGGUCGUUGCCAGUCUAUUUGUGAAGAAAAGAAAACUCUCGAAAGAGCACAGAGAGACCAUUACUGGUCUCAGAAAGAAAGAAACCCUCCCCUGA